Molecule: messenger RNA, 903 nt
Organism: Protopterus annectens (West African lungfish)
Lineage: Eukaryota; Metazoa; Chordata; Ceratodontiformes; Protopteridae
Gene: CRYBA4
Product: crystallin beta A4
Exons: 6
Coding region: 230-820 (196 amino acids)
Biological process (GO): lens development in camera-type eye; visual perception
Molecular function (GO): structural constituent of eye lens
Source: RefSeq, a predicted model, not a curated record
UCAGUUCUAUGCAUGUAUGGAUGUGAUGUGCCGGCAUUUCUACACAUUGUUUUCUCUUCUGUAGACGCACUUCUUUGUUUCAGCACAAAACCCCUCUAUUACUGCUGAGUUAGCUGCUUUAGUAAUCAGUUUUAUUCUUUGUAACAGGAACGUAUAAAAACACAGCAUGAGAAAAGGCAGACCACAAUUCUCGACUGGAGUUCUGGCUCUCUCUCUGUCCUAAGUCAAAAUGACUCAACAUUGCACGAAAUUUUCUGGUCACUGGAAGAUAAUUGUUUGGGAUGAAGAGUGCUUCCAGGGCCGAAGACAUGAGUUUACUGCAGAGUGUCGGAACAUUAUGGAAUUUGGAUUUGAAACUGUCCGUUCUUUCAAAAUAGAAAGUGGAGCAUGGGUUGGGUAUGAGCAUGCUGGCUUUCAAGGCCAGCAGUUUGUUCUAGAAAGGGGAGAUUAUCCUCGUUGGGAAGCUUGGAGUGGCAGCAAUGCGUACCAUGUCGAAAGAAUGACUUCAUUCCGACCAAUUACAUGUGCUAACCAUCGCGACUGCAGAAUGUCCAUUUAUGAAAAAGAAAACUUUCUGGGGAGGAAAGGAGAAGUAACUGAUGACUACCCAUCCCUACAGGCCAUGGGCUGGUGUAAUAAUGAAGUUGGGUCUUUCCGAGUGCACUCUGGAGCAUGGGUGUCGUACCAGUUUCCAGGUUACCGUGGCUACCAGUAUGUCUUAGAGUGUGACCGUCACUCUGGAGAGUAUAAGCACUGGAGAGAGUGGGGAUCACAUGCACAGACCUUCCAGAUCCAGUCAAUCAGAAGAAUCCAGCAAUAAGCCCUACAGCUAGGGACCAGUCAAUGUCAAACUUUUAAUUCCUUUUCCUGCAGAACCAUGGAAAAUAAAGUUUAUUUGUUGAA